Menidia menidia (Atlantic silverside) is the source of this 666-nucleotide messenger RNA. The record is from the annotation of a GenBank genome assembly. Lineage: Eukaryota; Metazoa; Chordata; Actinopteri; Atheriniformes; Atherinopsidae.
CCGGGAUGACGCACGCAGAUCCGGCGUGUUGAUGCUCUGAUGCUGGUCAGCAUCUGACCACCGGCCGGUGAUGGAGGCUCGGACGGCGGCGGAGAGCCGCUGAGACGAGCCCCCGGGCAUUUUUAUUUGUUUGUUUUCUUUGUUUUUGUUUGUUUUUUUUUCAAAGCUCGCGCCAGCUUUCAGCGACACCUGCCGUGGAUGAUUUUCUCGAUGGGUUGCGGGGGGAGUCGGGCGGACGCGAUUAUCGAGCCCAGGUACCACGAAAGCUGGACCAGGGAGACGGAGUCGACGUGGCUCACCAACACGGACGUGGAAAGCCCCGUUUCUGUCCCCAACAGUAAAGCCUUGGAGGCCGGACUGAAAGAGAAGAGGAUGGUGACCACGGGCACCCAGUGCGGGAAGCAGGCCCUGGCCAGCGGGGGCUCCGGGCACCAGCGGAGAGCCCGGCGCUCCGGGAGCGACCAAAGCGCCCGUGAAUCCAAAAGGAGGGCGUCGAAGGAGGCCAACGGUCUGGCGAAGGACGGCCAGGCCGUGGGUAUCCACGGAUUCCUGGUUGCCGAUGGCAACGACUGGCAACGCGAGCACGCGCUUCCGCCUCCAUCCAAAGACCUCCGGACGCUGCGUUUUUUGUUGUGCCAUUGCAUGCGUGAGGAAGAGAGCGGUUAA